Messenger RNA from Diceros bicornis minor, 834 nucleotides. RefSeq names its product dual specificity phosphatase 13A (gene DUSP13A). Gene Ontology annotation, biological process: negative regulation of MAPK cascade; protein dephosphorylation. NCBI's taxonomy places the organism in Eukaryota, Metazoa, Chordata, Mammalia, Perissodactyla, Rhinocerotidae. The record is from RefSeq and is a predicted model, not a curated record. Gene Ontology annotation, cellular component: cytoplasm. The coding region runs from base 270 to 797 and encodes 175 amino acids. Gene Ontology annotation, molecular function: protein tyrosine/serine/threonine phosphatase activity; MAP kinase phosphatase activity. The transcript is spliced from 3 exons.
GGAGAAGGGAAACCGCAGCAGGGAAAACCGAGAGCGCAUGCGUCAGGCCCAAAGCCGACGCAGAAGGGGCUAGUGAAGGUGAAGAAACUGAGAUUGAGAGAGAAAGUGACUUGCAGAGGUAUGUCUGAUUCUAUGUUGUCACAGAGUCUGGGGAUGGGAGAAACUUGGGGAGGAAAAGGUCCUGUUUUCUGUAUAGGCCUCUGUGACUUGCUGAGUCAGAGUCACUUGCUGCUGUCCCACCUGUCCCUGCCAAUCUCCGGGAAGGAGAAAUGACACUGGAGAGGCAGAGAGGAGUGACUGCAGAGACAGAGGAGUGGGUGGGCUGGCCCAUGGCUGAGGCCUCACUCCCAGAGCAGAGGGGAGAUGCCGAAGCCACGCCUUGCCCCAGCGUCCUGGAACUGGAGGAGCUCCUGAGGGCGGGGAAAGUUUCUUGCAGCCACGUGGACGAAGUUUGGCCGAACCUUUACAUAGGAGAUGCGACCACAGCAAAUAACCGCUUUGAGCUAUGGAAGCUGGGCAUCACCCACGUGCUGAACGCUGCCCAUGGGGGCCUCUUCUGCCAGGGCGGUCCUGACUUCUACGGCAGCAGUGUGACCUACCUGGGGGUGCCAGCCCCUGACCUCCCUGAUUUCGACAUCAGUGCCUACUUCUGCUCUGCAGCUGACUUCAUCCACCGUGCCCUCAGCACACCUGGGGGUAGGAGUUGGGGUGUGAACCCUCAUCCCAUCCUGCUCAGUCACUGGGGGGAUGUCCAGUUUCCCCUCAAACAUCAGUCCCCUCCUAUCCCUAGUUUUUAAAAAGCCAUCAAGUUUUUUAAAAUCCUCUGCUCAGUGC